This is a messenger RNA of Penicillium subrubescens, 564 nucleotides long. RefSeq lists its product as uncharacterized. The record is from RefSeq and is a predicted model, not a curated record. The transcript is spliced from 4 exons. Bases 1 to 564 code for a protein of 187 amino acids. Lineage: Eukaryota; Fungi; Ascomycota; Eurotiomycetes; Eurotiales; Aspergillaceae. Gene Ontology annotation, biological process: carbohydrate metabolic process.
AUGAUCACGGCCACGCUGCCUUCGUCUUACUGGUACCUCAAGGGCUUUGACAUCGUGGGCAUAAGCAAUUAUAUGGACUGGUUUAACUUUAUGAGCUACGAUAUCCACGGUAUAUGGGAUAGCAGCAGCGAGUGGACUAACUCGGUGGUCAACCUACAUACCAAUCUUACCGGUGCGCACUCACUAGCUCUUUUUGGCACUUUUCGCAACAACAUUAACCCUGCCAAGGUCGCUCUCGGUCUAGGCUUCUAUGGCCGAUCCUUCACCCUUAAAGACGCCUCGUGCAAUACACCCGGAUGUGCCUUUGCAAAUGACAUAGGGCUCGAAGGUAAUACAGGUAGAGCUAACCCUAGGACUUGCACCGGAACUAGUAAUAUCCUCUCUAACUACGAGAUUGUACGGAUCCUAAAUAAGUCCUCUCCGCAGGUAGUAUACGAUGCCACGGCCGGGGUAAACUGGACGACCUGGAAUGAUAAUCAAUGGGUCUUAUACGAUAACGCCAAAACGCUCCUACAGAAACGCGACUUUGCCAACGCGCAGUGUCUGUCGGGCACCUUCGCCUAG